Penicillium verhagenii is the source of this 1314-nucleotide messenger RNA. Its product is annotated as NAD(P)/FAD-dependent oxidoreductase. The record is from RefSeq and is a predicted model, not a curated record. NCBI's taxonomy places the organism in Eukaryota, Fungi, Ascomycota, Eurotiomycetes, Eurotiales, Aspergillaceae. The transcript has 6 exons. Gene Ontology annotation, molecular function: saccharopine oxidase activity; sarcosine oxidase activity; flavin adenine dinucleotide binding. The coding region runs from base 1 to 1314 and encodes 437 amino acids.
AUGGCGUAUUCUCGCAAAACAACGAAAGUAAUAGUCGUCGGUGGAGGCGGCACAAUAGGCUCAUCAACAGCCCUUCACCUCCUGCGCUCAGGGUACACGCCAUCAAACAUCACCGUGCUUGAUGUAUAUCCGAUUCCGUCCCCCCAAUCUGCCGGAUAUGAUCUCAACAAGAUCAUGAGUAUACGACUGCGCAACGCGGCCGAUCUACAGCUUUCAUUGGAAGCGCUUGAUAUGUGGAAGAAUGAUCCGUUUUUCAAGCCGUUCUUUCAUCAGGUCGGGAUGAUUGACUGCUCCUCUUCAGAAGAAGGUAUUAAGGGUCUUGAACGCAAGUAUCAAACUCUCGUUGAUGCGGGGAUCGGACUUGAAAAGACAAAUACCUGGUUAGAUCAUGGGGAGGAGAUUCGGGCAAAAGUUCGCCCCUUCACAGAAGAACAAACUAAGGGAUGGAAAGGCUUAUACUGCAGCGACGGAGGCUGGCUUGCGGCUGCCAAGGCCAUCCAUGCGAUAGGACACUUCUUGAAAAGCCAAGGCGUCAAUUUUGGCUUUGGGGGGGCUGGAACGUUCAAGCGACCCCUAUUCGCGACCGAUGGAACAACAUGCAUCGGUAUAGAGACGGUAGACGGAAAAAUUUACCACGCCGAUAAGGUAAUUCUAGCUGCCGGUGCAUGGAGUCCAACACUAGUUGAUUUGGAGGACCAAUGUGUUUCCAAAGCCUGGGUCUAUGCACAUAUCCAACUUACACCUGAGGAGGUAUCCGAGUACAAGAGUAUCCCUGUUGUAUACGAUGGAGAAUAUGGCUUCUUUUUCGAGCCUAAUGAGUACGGGGUGAUCAAAGUUUGCGAUGAGUUUCCCGGGUUUUCUCGCUUCAAGCAGCAUCAGCCAUAUGGAGCUUCCUCUCCAAAACUCAUCUCUGUGCCUCGAUCACACGCCAAGCACCCAACCGAUACAUACCCCGAUGCAUCAGAGAUCACAAUCCGGAAAGCGAUAGAGAGGUUUAUGCCGCAGUUUACGCACAAAGAACUCUUUAAUCGAGCUAUGUGCUGGUGUACCGAUACUGCGGAUGCUAAUUUGUUGAUCUGUGAGCAUCCACGGUGGAAGAACUUCAUCUUGGCAACUGGGGAUAGCGGACAUAGCUUCAAGCUUCUGCCGAAUAUUGGCAAGCACGUUGUUGAGCUGGUGGAAAGCUCUUUAUCGGAGGAGCUGGCUUAUGAGUGGCGAUGGAGACCUGGGGGCGAUGCACUGAAGUCGAGGCGGAGUGCACCGGCGAAAGAUCUUGCUGAUAUGCCGGGGUGGAAUCAUGAUGCGAAGUUAUGA